GAGGACACAAAGUCAUAAAACCUUGGGAGGGAGGACCACCAACGCGAAAGUGGGAGCGAUCUGAACACACCAUCACACCCACCACCCACUUCUCGUCCUCAGCUCACUCAAAACUUGGUCAGACCUGUGGACGAACCAGUUCUUUUCGGUUCUUUUCAUCGAAUCAAUGUAGUAAACAUUGCACUGUAAACAAAAAAUCGUCAUCUGACUGACUUCAUAAACCAACGAUGUUAAUUGACAAAAGUUUGACCAAUUGGUGAAUGAAUUUAGACACUGAUUGAUUACUUCUAAUUUAUAUAUCAAAUAUAUGAACUAAUCGUGAUUCAGGCAAGGUGUACUUGUUUCCUGCAUUUGAAACUAUGGAUUCAUCUCAACCCACUGAAGUAGCAGAUCCGCACAGUCUUGACGACCUUGAUCUGGGUGACGACCAGGACCCGACAGGAGAAGAAGUGCCCCAGAUUAAGCAAGAGGUUGAGGAGGAUUCCCCUCGAGCAGAUGGAGAUGAGGAGGCAGCAGAAGAGGACGACGAUAAUUUGCAUGGCGUUCAUGCUCCUGGAAUGUUAUUCAAACCUGUAAUUGAGAACAUUCUCUCGUCGUCCUCCGAGGAGGAGGAAGACGAAGACGAUGACGACGAAUCUGAAGAAUCAGUCUCCGAAUUUGAAGAGGAAGACAACCCGUCGUCAUCCUCCUUUCAUCAUCACCACAAUGGCGGUUCUACCUUAUCAACAAGCCUUUAUGGAUCAACGACAUUACACCCCUUCGCAUCACCCACUGCAGUUCACAUACCAAUGACCAUGACCAGGUUGUGUCCCUCUUCUCAUCCAGUCCCCAAAUUUAUAGACUCCUCUGGUGAAAGGAAGAAGCGAGAGGCGUUCACCCUCCAACAAAAGUUAGAAGUUCUAAAGUUCCUCGAGACGCACAGUGUAAAUGCUACGUCAAGAUUUUAUAAAGUUGAUCCAAAGUCAAUCCGUCUCUGGAGGUCACAAAAAAACAAAAUUGAAAUUACGGUCCAGGAAGAGUUGAUGGCACUACAACAACAAGGUGAAACGGAUGGAAUCACUCCGAGGAAGAGGAUUUCUGGAGCUGGGAGAAAAAAACGAAAUAAUAAAGUGAUUGUUGAGAUUGAAGAAAACCCAAACAAGCGACAUCGUCGGACCAUCAAGCUCUCCGACAAAGUAGAGAUUAUCAGACUGAUUGAAAACGGACAGACUCAGAGUGAUGUGGCCCGUUCCCUCGGAAUUUCGCAAUCCACGGUCCAAACUAUCUGGAGCAAUAAGGGCGACAUUUUGGAUAGGAAUCUGUGCCCCAAGAAAAAACGGAAAAAUCUCCACUGGAAAAAGUACUCUAUCAUCGACACUGCACUCUUCAAUUGGGUCCGCCAAUGCCGAGAGUCGGCAGUCACAUUGGACACUAAAAUGCUUCAGGAUAAGGCCGUGGAGUAUGCAGAGUACUACAAGCAACCGGAAUUCAAAGCGCAAACCACUCGGUGGAUCGAUGUGUUCAAGAGGCGACACUCUCUGAUGAGUGAGUUAGAUCGUCAGGAUCGACUUCAACUCGCAGCAGCGGCAUCCCUGAGUUUAGAACAACAUACAUUGGGUCAACUCACAGCCAUAAAUAACCACACCCACCUCACCCACCACCAUCAUCACCAGCAGCUCAGCCAUCUCAACAGCCCGUCGGUCAAUAAUAACAAUCAUCACGAUCUCGUUCCUGACUUUGAUCUUCCCUCACUCAUGGCAGGGUUGUAUCCUCCUGAUUCCACACCUCCCAACUCGUCAUCCUCGAAUCCCCUUCAACAACAGCAUGUUCCUUCUCAGCCAAUUCUUAGCUUUAACUCUCAUCUCCCCGCAAUGCCUGUCGUCGGAGGGCCGGUUACCACGUGUGAUGCGAUGAAAUACGUGGAACUCAUCAGGGCCUGGAUCUCAUCUACUUUCGGCGACAAUGAAGAAAUUCUUAACAACCAUCUGAAUGCAAUUGAGAAUGCAGUGCUUAAAAGAAGAAUGACAGAGAUGAUGGCUCCCACCAAUAAUCAACCCCCGCAUCGGUGAUAGAUUAUGUUAUAUAAUUUAUAUAAGAUGGGAACCCAAUUAAGAUUAAGUAGUCAGAUAAAAAUAAAAAUAAUAGAACAUAUUUCUUCUGUAGUGUUUUUGUGUCAGACUCCCAAAACUCCUUCUCACUAUUUAUAACUAAAAAAAUAGUAUCAAUCAAUCUUCAGUCAUUAAGUAAGUCAUGAUAAUAAUAAUACACUGUAAUGUUCUCUCCGCUUCCAAUCAGGGCAUGUUACGUAAUUUAUAACGGCCACAUGACCAGUCUGUACUUUAAUUGCAAAGACUUUUAAUUAUGUAUCCAAUUGCAGUUGGUCUGCUUUGCUAUAUAGUAUCAAUUUGGAACAUUUAUAUUCUAAUUUGUUGUUGUUAAAUAUUACGAUAUUUAAGAAAAUAAAUGUGGACUUUUCCAUUGAGCCAAUAAAAUGUAAGUUAUGCAUAAUG
This is a messenger RNA of Folsomia candida, 2489 nucleotides long. RefSeq lists its product as uncharacterized. The record is from RefSeq and is a predicted model, not a curated record. Bases 360 to 2048 code for a protein of 562 amino acids. NCBI's taxonomy places the organism in Eukaryota, Metazoa, Arthropoda, Collembola, Entomobryomorpha, Isotomidae. Gene Ontology annotation, molecular function: DNA binding. The transcript has 6 exons. Gene Ontology annotation, cellular component: nucleus.